Molecule: messenger RNA, 6630 nt
Organism: Plasmodium falciparum 3D7
Lineage: Eukaryota; Apicomplexa; Aconoidasida; Haemosporida; Plasmodiidae
Product: erythrocyte membrane protein 1, PfEMP1
Cellular component (GO): membrane
Molecular function (GO): host cell surface receptor binding
Source: RefSeq, a predicted model, not a curated record
AUGGCGCCAGGUAGUACUGGUACGCAGGAUGAUGAUGCCAAAAAUAUGUUUGAUAGGAUAGGGCAACAAGUGUACGACGAAAUAAUGAAAAAGGAUGAUGCUGAUGCUAAAAAAUAUAUUAAGGAAUUGAAAGGAAAGUUGUCAUUUGCAUCAAUUUUGGGGGAAUCAGCUGGCACCGAUGAUCCAUGCCAACUUGAAAGUAAAUAUACUGAACUUAUUAGUGGUAGUGGUAGUGGUGUUGCUGCUCGCGGUCAUCCGUGCGGAAACGUAAGUGGAAAAGGAGAAGAUGUAAGCCGUUUUUCUAAAGAACGUGUCUCUAAAUAUGAUGAGAAAAAAAUAGGAUGUAGUAAUAGUGAAGGAGCGUGUGCUCCAUAUAGACGAUUAUCUCUAUGUAACAAAAAUUUUCAAAAAAUCAAUAAUUAUAGUAGUAAAGCUAAACAUAAUUUAUUAUUAGAUGUGUGUCUUGCAGCGAAUCAUGAAGGACAAUCAAUAAAAACACAUCUUAAACAAUAUGAUGCAGAAUAUCCUUCUGGUUCUGGUCAUACAACAUGUACUGCACUUGCACGAAGUUUUGCAGAUAUAGGAGAUAUUAUUCGUGGAAAAGAUUUGUAUCGUCGAGAUAAAGGAGAAAAAAAAAAAUUAGAAGAACAUUUAAAAACAAUUUUCGGGAAAAUACAUAGUGACGUGACGUCUAGCGGGAGUAAUAAGGAGGCGCUACAAGAACGCUACAAUGGUGAUAAAGAAAAUUAUUAUAAAUUACGAGAAGAUUGGUGGACUGCAAAUCGAGAAACGGUGUGGGAAGCAAUUACAUGUGACGACGACGACAAGCUAGCAAAUGCUUCAUAUUUUCGUGCAACGUGCAGUGAUAGUGAUGGUAAAGGAAGUUUUUCUCAAGCUAAUGACAAAUGCCGCUGUAAGGACAAAAAGGGCAAAAAUACCGACCAGGUCCCCACAUAUUUUGACUAUGUGCCACAGUAUCUUCGCUGGUUCGAGGAAUGGGCAGAAGACUUUUGUAGGAAAAAGAAAAAAUAUGUUAAUAUAGUUAAAACAUAUUGUCGCAAAAAAGAUAAUAGUAGUGAAGAACGAUAUUGUAGCCGUAAUGGAUUUGAUUGCGAAAAAACUAAACGAGCUAUUGGUAAGUUACGUUAUGGUAAAGGUUGCACUGACUGUUUUUUUGCAUGUUAUCCUUAUGAAAAAUGGAUAGAUAAUAAAAAAAAAGAAUUUCUAAAACAAAAAGAAAAAUACAUAAAUGUAAUAAAUGGAACAUCAAGUAGUAGUAGGAAAACGCGAGCUGCACGUGGUAGUAAUGUUAAUGGGUAUGAAAAAAUUUUUUAUGAAAAACUGAAAGAAGGGAAUGUUGGAAACCUUGAUGCUUUUUUGGGAUUAUUAAAUAAUGAAAAAGCAUGCCAAGAUAUUAAAGACGACAAAGAAGGAGGAAAAAUUAAUUUUAAAGACGAUCAUGGUGACAUUAAUAAUAAUAAUAAAGAUGAAGGAACAUUUUAUCGUUCAAAAUAUUGCCAACCCUGUCCUUAUUGUGGAGUGAAAAAGAAUAAUAAUGGUGGCAGUGGUGGUGGUAACAAAUGGGAAGAGAAACAUGAGAGUGAUAAAUGCACGCGUAUAAAACUUUAUAAGCCUAGAAGUGGCCAAGGCGGUACUCCUAUUAAAAUCCUUAAAAGUGGUGAAGGAGAAAAAGAAAUAAAAGAAAAAAUUGAUGACUUUUGCACUAAAACACAAAAUGGUACUGGUGAUAGUAAUAUUGAUUCUUCUUUGUGUGAUCCAUGGAAAUGUUAUGAAAUUGACGAGCUGACGAAAGAGGGUCAGGAGGGUGAGGAUGACGUGGAUGACCGCUACUAUGACGAAUUGGUAGAAACUGGAGGUGGAUUAUGUAUAUUGAAAAAAGAAAAAAAAGAACAAGAAAAAGAAAAAAGUGAUGCCAAAUCUCAAAACGACCCUGAUGAAAUCCAAAAGACAUUCUAUGAUUUUUUUUACUAUUGGGUUGCACAUAUGUUAAAAGAUUCCAUAUAUUGGAGAACAAAAAAACUUGAUAAAUGUUUACAAAAUGGUAACAAAAAAUGUGGAAAAAAAAUAUGUAAUGGUGAUUGUGAAUGUUUCCAAAGAUGGGUUGAAAAAAAAAAAACCGAAUGGACUAACAUAAAAGACCAUUUUGUCAAGCAAAAAGGUAUUCCAGAAGGGUGUUAUUUCACAACUCUUGAAGGUGUUUUGCAAAUAGAAUUUUUGAAUGAAGGUUCCGCACAAGAUAAACAAAAUAGUCUGGAUGCAAAGGAAAUACAACACCUAAAACAAAUUAAGAAAAUAUUGGAUGAGGAAAAACAAAAAAACCAAGAAGAAACAGCUGGUGGCUGUGGUCCCGGUGUUGCCUCCGACAAUAAAAAAGAAACUAUAAUGGAUAAAUUGAUCGACUACGAAAAAAAAAUUGCCACUGAAUGCAUAGAAAAACACAAGUGCCCAGACCCACCACGCGAAGGUGCCGGUCGCUCCGACACCUCACGCGACAGCCCAUCAUCACGACCUGCACAGGAAGUCGGCGACUCCGAAGAAGAUGAAGACGAAGACGAAGACGAUGAAGAAGAACACCCCGACGACGGCAAGGGCGACGCCAACGAGGAGGAGGCGGAAAACCACAGUAACGACCAGGAGGACAAAGACACACUGGACGCGGUGGUGGAAAACACAGAAGUGGGACCAUCAGGACCAGCAACGCCAGUAGAUGACAAGGUUUGCGACAUAGUGUCCAAACUAUUUAGUGGUAACGAUUUUGGUGACGCGUGCGGAACAAAAUAUGAUAAAUAUGGCCGCGAAAAAUUCCCCAAUUGGAAGUGCAUACCAAGUGGUGACAAAACCGCCCCAUCUAGUGAUAGUAACCAGGGUUCCAUAUGUGUUCCACCCAGGAGGCGACGAUUAUAUGUGGGGGGAUUAACGAAGUGGGCGAGUGGUAACACAGUAGUUAGUGGUCAGGCACAGACACCACAAGGUGACACCACAUCACCAAGUGACAACAAACUGCGUGAUGCGUUCAUCCAAUCUGCGGCAAUAGAAACUUUUUUCUUAUGGCAUAAAUACAAAAUGGAUAAAGAAAUAGAGAAAAAACAACAACAGAAAAAUGGACUAGUUGCAAAUACAUCAAAUGUUGGAAAAGAGCAUCAAGAGAAAUUAGAACAAAGUGGUAUUAUCCCCGAAGAUUUUAAAAGACAGAUGUUUUAUACUUUGGGGGAUUAUAGGGAUAUAUUAUUUGGAAAAGACAUAAGUGGGGACAAGAAUAUGGACACAAUAGAAGAGAAAAUAAAUGGAAUUCUCCCAAAAAAUGGCACACCUUCUCCUGCCAAAAAAAACACACCAACAGAAUGGUGGAGUCAAAACGGUGAACAUAUAUGGAAUGCAAUGAUAUGUGCCUUAACCUAUGACACAAACACAGCGAGUGGCGAUAAACCAACACAGAAUGAAAAAGUGAAAGAGGCACUUUGGGACGAACAGAACAACAAACCAAAAAACGACUACCAAUAUAGUAGUGUCACAAUUGGUGGUGAAGGUGCCGAAGGCCAACUGCAAUCUACCGACAGUAAAGACGCCGCCCGUGGUGAAAAAACCCCCCUUGACUCCUUCAUCAAGCGACCCCCUUAUUUCCGUUACCUUGAAGAAUGGGGUCAAAAUUUUUGUAAAGAGAGGAAGAAACGGUUGAAAGACAUAAAAUAUGAAUGUCGUGGUGAUGAAAAUAUUACUAGAUAUGGUAGCGGUUAUGGGGAGGAUUGUAAAAAUAAUCUUCCUGAAAAUCCUAGUACUUUUAAGGAUCUUGAAUAUCCAACGUGUGCCAAAUAUUGUAGAUUUUACAAAAAAUGGAUAAAUACCAAAAAAACAGAAUAUGAGAAACAAGAAAAAAUAUAUGUUCAACAAAAAAAGGAUGCUACAAGUGAUAAUGGUAACAAAUAUGAUUCAAAUUGUGAUGGAAAGCUUAAACAAUAUGCGUCUAUUGAAUCAUUUUUGGAAAAGUUAGUACAAUGUAAAAAGGAUAAUGGAGAAGGUACAAUAAAAUUUAAUGGAGGUCAAACAUUUCAACAUACAGAAGAUUGUAAAUCAUGUUCUAAAUUUAGAAUCAAAUGUGAUAAUGAUAAAUGCAGUGGUGGUAAUACAAAAGUGAAGUGCGAUGGAAAAACGCCUAUUGAUGCAAAAGAAAUUGCAAAUAUGAUAAAUUCUCCUCAAGAAGUUACUAUGCUUGUGAGUGAUAACGGUGCAACGGGAUUUAAAGGUGAUGAUUUAAAGGAGGCUUGUGAAGGUAAAGGUAUAUUUGAAGGUAUUAGAAAAGAACAAUGGAAAUGUGAUAAUGUAUGUGGUUAUGUUGUAUGUAAACCGAAAGAAGGAAAUAGGGAAACCGUCAGAGGGGAAAAAAAUGACGACAAACACAUUAUAACAAUUAGAGCUUUGGUUACACAUUGGGUACAAAAUUUUUUAGACGAUUAUAAGAAAAUUAAACAUAAAAUUUCACAUUGUACGAAAACUGAUCAAGGAUCCACAUGUCAAAAUAAAUGUCAAAAUAAAUGUAAAUGUGUUGGAGAAUGGAUACCUAAGAAGAGGGAAGAAUGGCAACAAAUAAAAGAUCGUUUCCUUAAACAAUAUAAAAAUGACAAGUUAGAUGAAGAUUUUAACCUUAGAAGUUGUUUGGAGACCUUCUUAGUUCAAAUUGGUGCUGCAUAUGGUGAAGAUAAGUUUAAAAAGGUAAUAAAAUUAAGUGUGUUCGAUCAAUCUUGUGGAUGUAGUGCCAUUGCGAGUUCUCAAAAGAAAAAUGGUGAAUACAAGGACGCUAUAGAAUGUAUGCUUAAAAAGCUUGAAGAAAAAGCAAACAAGUGUAAAGAGGACCACUCUAGUGGCGAACAAACAGAAAAAGAGUGUCAAGAAUCCCCCUCCGUUGAAGACGAAGACGAUACACUACACGAAGAAACAGAGGUGAAGGCGCCAGAAAUUUGUAAAGAUGUGAUAAAAGCACCAACAGAACCAGAGGAAAAAGGCGCUUGUGAUCCAGCACCAACUACACCGAAAGAAACGUCACCAGCAACAGAUAGUGGUAAGGAAACCAACACCGAACCCGUAACACCACAAGACCAAAGCCCAGACACCAAAACCCCAAAGGAAAAAGGCCCCAAACCCCCCAAAUCACUUCCGCAACCCCCACGACAAAAACGUGAAUUCACACCCUCCGAUUGGUGGAAAGUCAUGUCCGCUUCCGCCUUCCCGUGGACGGUCGGCGUCGCGUUUAUGGCGUUGAGUUAUUGGGUUAUGAAGAAAAAAUCCAAACCUCGUGUGGACCUUUUCAGUGUUAUGGAAAUACCCCAAAACGAUUAUGGAAUGCCGACCCUUAAAUCAAAAAAUAGAUAUGUUCCGUAUUCUAGUGGUAAAUAUAGAGGCAAAACAUACUUAUAUGUUGAAGGGGAUAGUGGAACCGAUAGUGGUUACACCGAUCAUUAUAGUGACAUUACAUCAUCAUCAGAAAGUGAGUAUGAAGAAUUGGAUAUUAAUGAUAUAUAUCCAUACCAAUCACCAAAAUACAAAACUUUGAUAGAAGUGGUAUUGGAACCAUCAAAAAGAGAAACAAAUAGUGGUGAUAUACCAAAUGAUAAUACACCUGCAAAUAAACCUAUUACUGAUGAGGAAUGGAAUACAUUGAAAGAUGAAUUUAUAUCUAAUAUGUUACAAAGUACUCAAAAUACAGAACCAAAUAUUUUACAUGAUAAUAUGCAUUAUAAUACCCAUCCUAAUACUUUAUAUUUUGAUAAACAUGAAGAAAAACCUUUUAUUAUGUUGAUUCAAGAUAGAAAUUUACUUAUCAGAGAAGAAUACAGUUAUAAUAUGAGUACUAACAGUGGUGGAAAUGGUUCAUAUAGUGGUAUUAGUCCAAUAAGUGACAACCCUGAUUCAUUAAGUGAUAAAAAUGGUCCAACUAGUGGUAACCAUAAUCUAUAUAGUGGCACUGACCUAAUCAACGAUGCACUAAGUGGUGAUUAUGAUAUAUAUGAUGAAAUGUUGAAACGAAAAGAAAACGAAUUAUUUGGGACAAAUCAUACAAAACAUACAACAACUAACCGUGUUGCUACACAAAUAUGUGAUGACCCUAUAACCAAUCAAUUAAAUUUGUUCCAUAAAUGGUUAGAUAGACAUAGAAAUAUGUGCGAAAAGUGGGAAAAUCAUCACGAACGGUUAGAUAAAUUGAAAGAAUUGUGGGAUAAUGAGACACAUAGUGGUAACAAACAUAAUGGUAUACAAAGUAACAUACCUAGUAGUGAUAUUCAUCCUAGUGACAUACAUAGCGGUAAACUAAGUGAUACACCUAGUGAUAACAACAUACAUAGUGACAUACCAUACGUGUUAAAUAGUGACGUUUCGAUACAAAUACAUAUGGAUAAUCCUAAACCUACAAAUGAGGAUAAUGUCGUGGAUUGCAACCCUGUGGGAAACAACAUAUAUGUGGAUAAUAACCCCAACCAAACGUUUCCGUCUAACCCAAACCCUGUGGAAAACAACACAUAUGUGAACGCACCCACAAAUGUACAAAUUGAAAUGGAUGUAAAUAACCACAAGGUGGUGAAAGAAAAAUAUCCUAUAUCAGAUAUGUUGGAUAUAUAA